UGAACCGAGCGGUUAAUCCGUUCAUGGAAAUUUGAAAACGCGCCAUCACUAAAACGGAAAAUUUCGAAACGCGCCAAGUUUCAAAAUCACGAAUUCGAAGAAUAAACCCUAGUUUCCUUCCCCCAACCAAAUGCACGAGUCUGUCCUCGGACAACAAAUUCUUACCAUCUCUCUUCCUUAAUUGUUCAGUUGUAGACAAACCCUAAUCCCUAAAGUUUCAAUUUUCGUCAUUCAUUCAGUGCUCGCUCUCCUGCAUUCGCACCGAGAGCUCCGUGCGAGACUCCAGCUCUGAAUUGGCACCACAAGGAUGUUCUGGUGAUACGAGGCCUCCUACCAGAGGGUGGAAGUUAUCCAAGCAUGUAUUUUUCUUCCUAAGAAUACACUCCCCUUUGACUCCUGAAGUUCACUCUUUCGAUGAGUUAAAAGAAAGUAUAGAAGCAGCAAGCUGGAGGAUAGGAUGGCUAAGUACUAUGAUAUUGAUGAUAUUAUCAUUGAGGAAGAGACUGUGUCAGUUAUAUUUCAGAGGGCUGCAUCUGGAGUGGGAAUAGAUCCCAGUUCUUCAAUCUUUAUUGAAACAGGUUCAAAAGUUGAACUGCCGUUUUGGCUUGCUCAUGAGUUACAGUUGAGACAAGCAGUAUCAGUCAAUGUUCCUCCUUGUUUCAAUCAAAAAACAAGGCAGGAGCUCCAUGCUGAUUCUGCAGGUGUGGAUCUGAGGUCCAGAUGUCCAUUUUUCUAUGAAUUUGGUUGCAAGAUAGCACCCAUAGUUGGCGACCGAACCAUUGGGUUUCUGUUGUUGACUGCAUUUAAGAGUAGGUACAAGGAAAUUCUCACCAAGGCACAUACUGUAGCAUUUGCACCUGGUUCCAAAUUUUGGACUAUUCUAACAAAAGAAGAGAUCUACUUGUAUGAGACAGCUCAAUCUGCAAUGGCAUCCUUCAAGAAGUGGCGAAUGGGGGGACCCAGAUUUCAGAUAGCUUCUGUUCUGGGAAGAAAGAGAAAAUCUAAGGAAUAGAUGCUUUAACCUUAUUACUUAUUAGACAUUUGUUAAUGCCAAUGUUUUGCACCUGCAAAUUACAAGAUGUUUUGAAUAAUGGAUAAAAAAUGCUAAAUUUAUGUUAAACAUACAAUACAAUGUCUUGUAAUUUACAAUAUUGCUAGAAAUAGAAGAAAACUGGAUACUGAAAAUAGAUAUACAAGUGAAUUUAUUGCCCUUCUUGUGGCUAUGUUGUGUGCCACGAAAUCUGGCGACUUAAGCAAGUUCUGGUGGUUGAAUUUUCUGCACUA
This is a messenger RNA of Glycine soja, 1284 nucleotides long. Its product is annotated as DNA replication complex GINS protein PSF3-like. Gene Ontology annotation, biological process: mitotic DNA replication initiation. Gene Ontology annotation, cellular component: GINS complex. The coding region runs from base 458 to 1012 and encodes 184 amino acids. Lineage: Eukaryota; Viridiplantae; Streptophyta; Magnoliopsida; Fabales; Fabaceae. The transcript is spliced from 8 exons. The record is from RefSeq and is a predicted model, not a curated record.